AUGAAUACAAAAUUCAAAUUAUUGAGCAUAAUACUCUUACUAAUCCAAAGGUUCAGUAACAAAAACCUGGUAAAAAAACAAAAAUAUGCUACUGAACUGAACUUAAUGGAAUUUGGUCAACAGGGAAUAUUGGAUGGUGGGAGUGAAGAGUUUAUCUCAGAGGAAAAAUUGAAUAACUUAAUUGGAUUAUUAAAGAAAAAGAGAUAUAAUUCCAAAUUAAAUGAAAUAACAGUAGGAGAUAUUAAGAUCAGGAUUGUUUCCAGAAAAAACAUUAAUUUCACUAAAAUAGUACUGGAUGUAGAAUUUGGUAAUCAGUUGAACCCUUUGUAUUACAAUUCAAUUUCAAGUUCAGAUCGUUGUUUGUUAAUGCUUAGUAAGCAUUUUCAGAUUCAUCUUCGGCAAGUUUUUGAAAACUACCUUUCCAGAACAAGUUUUUUAAGUUCCGAAAGUCAUGUUUAUUUUGGAGUAUCAAAAUACUAUUUGGAACCUAAGAAAUCUAGCUUAAAAGAAAUUGAGUUAAUUCUUAAUUAUGUUUCAAUAUUCUUCAGUAGAAAUAUCAUAAACUCAAGUAACAUUCUUGUAAACUAUCUUUUAGAUCUUCAAAUAAAUGGGAACAAAUAUUUUAUGCCAAAUAAUUACAUGAGAAACCUAUUUUUAACUGUAUUGGAUGAUAAAUUUAGAGGCAAUAGUAACAAAGCAGACAGUUUUAGGGAUAUUUAUGGAGAUUUGAAAAUGUGUGCUAAUGUUAAGAACGUAAAGGACUUUACAAGGAAAUACGGACAUUAUUUUAAAAGGAGAAUUAGGAAUGUAGAAAUUUUGUUAAACAAAGAAAAAAUUAAUAUACAUAAGUUAGAACGAAUUAUCCAUCAUACAUUUAGGAAAAUUCAUGUUUCAAAAAUAGGUUUUGACCAUUUAAAAAUCUUAACAAAGAUUAAUCCCUUUUCAGAAAUAACAAAAGGAAUUCUUCAAAUAAAUAGUAAUAGAGUUGAUAACAAAGUUACGUUGAUGUUUCCAUUAUUAUAUCAAUUUAAUAAAAGAACUUCAGAAAUAACUCAAAUUUUGGACAGUAUUUUGGCUUAUAAUAAUACAUUGAUUGAUAGUUUAACAAAACAAAAGUUGGUUUUAAAUUAUAACUAUGAAUUUGAACACAACAGUGAGAAUAUGUAUACAAAUCUAUUGCUAAACUUUAUCCUAGACAAAUCCUUAAAUUCCAGAGAAGAAUUACUAAUAUUUAAUCUGAUUAACUUAAUUGAGAUUUGGCUUGAAAUAUUGAAUGCUUCAUAUUUGAAUAAAACAAGCUUAAGUAGCAAAAAUAUAUUAAAUUCAGUUGAACCUGGCUUACAGUUCGAAAAUACACUGUUUAAAUGCCUAAGUAUUGAUAACAUGGUAAUAAUAAUUUAUAGUAACAAACCUAUAUCGAUUAAUGGUGUGGAUAUAUUAAAUUUAAGCGUCAAGAUCAACGAAAAUAAGUACUGGUACUUCAUUAGAAAGUUGCAUUCUAUUUCAUAUUUAAUACGUAAACACUUUUUGCCUAAGCUCGGAAUUAAAUAUUUAAUGCAAAAAGAAGAUUAUUAUUUCAGUACGAAAUAUGUGUACAACAGUAUCCCUUCAUCCUUAAUUAGAUAUUUCCAACAGAAGUACCCCAAAAUCAAUGAGUUAUCGUGUUAA
Molecule: messenger RNA, 1668 nt
Organism: Cryptosporidium ubiquitum
Lineage: Eukaryota; Apicomplexa; Conoidasida; Eucoccidiorida; Cryptosporidiidae
Exons: 1
Coding region: 1-1668 (555 amino acids)
Source: RefSeq, a predicted model, not a curated record